Molecule: messenger RNA, 2871 nt
Organism: Lampris incognitus (smalleye Pacific opah)
Lineage: Eukaryota; Metazoa; Chordata; Actinopteri; Lampriformes; Lampridae
Gene: otud7a
Product: OTU deubiquitinase 7A
Exons: 11
Coding region: 4-2850 (948 amino acids)
Biological process (GO): protein K11-linked deubiquitination; protein deubiquitination involved in ubiquitin-dependent protein catabolic process; protein K63-linked deubiquitination
Cellular component (GO): cytoplasm; nucleus
Molecular function (GO): cysteine-type deubiquitinase activity; DNA binding; K63-linked polyubiquitin modification-dependent protein binding
Source: RefSeq, a predicted model, not a curated record
CACAUGACUCUGGACAUGGAUGCGGUCCUGUCAGACUUUGUUCGGUCCACGGGGGCAGAACCGGGUCUGGCUAGAGACCUGCUGGAAGGUAAAAACUGGGACCUCGGCGCUGCUCUAAGUGACUAUGAGCAGCUCAGGCAGGUCCACACUGCCAACCUGCCGCAGGUCUUCAACGAAGGCCGCUACUACAAGAAGCCAGAGACUCAAGAGACUCCCACUUGUGUCAGUAAGCUCGAAAGGCCGUGCACGCAAAAGCAGGAGGACAAUGCACAAGAGAAGCGCUUGUCUCGAGGAAUCUCUCAUGCCAGCUCUGCCAUCAUGUCCCUGGCACGGCUCCAUGUGGCCAAUGAGUGUACCAGCGAGCAGUUCCCUCUCGAGAUGCCAAUUUACACAUUCCAGCUACCGGACCUCAGUGUCUAUAGUGAGGAUUUCAGGAGCUUCAUAGAGAGGGACCUGAUAGAGCAGUCCACCAUGAUGGCUCUGGAACAGGCCGGUCGUCUGAACUGGUGGUCCACCAUGUGUGCCAGCUGUAAGAAGUUGCUCCCCCUGGCCACCACCGGGGACGGGAACUGCCUGUUGCAUGCUGCUUCUCUGGGCAUGUGGGGCUUCCACGACAGAGACCUGAUGCUGAGGAAGUCGCUCUACAUCAUGAUGAAGAGCGGCACCGAGAGAGCGGCUCUAAAGAGGAGGUGGAGAUGGCAGCAGACCCAGCAGAACAAGGAGUCGGGGCUGGUGUACACUGAGGAGGAGUGGGAGAAGGAAUGGAGUGAAUUGCUCAAGUUGGCCUCCAGUGAACCACGCACUCACCUCAGCAAGAACGGCAACACCAGCGGAGGGGUGGAUAACUCGGAGGACCCCGUCUAUGAGAGUCUGGAGGAGUUCCACGUGUUCGUGCUGGCUCAUGUGCUGCGCAGGCCGAUUGUAGUGGUGGCUGACACGAUGCUGAGAGACUCGGGAGGAGAAGCGUUUGCUCCUAUACCGUUUGGAGGACUGUAUCUGCCUCUGGAGGUGCCCCCCAGCCGCUGCCACUGCUCCCCCCUGGUGUUGGCUUAUGACCAGGCUCACUUCUCUGCCCUGGUUUCCAUGGAGCAGAGAGACCAGCAGCGCGAGCAAGCUGUUAUCCCUCUGACUGACUCCGAGCACAAGCUGCUGGCCCUCCAUUUUGCAGUGGACCCUGGGAGGGACUGGGAAUGGGGAAGGGACGACAAUGACAACGCCAAGCUGGCAGAUCUCAGUUUCUCUCUGGAGGCCAAGCUGAAUCUGCUGCACAGCUAUAUGAAUGUGACAUGGAUCCGAAUUCCAUCAGAGACCAGGGCUCCCUUGGCUCAGCCGGAGUCUCCCACAGCCUCUGCAGGUGAGGAUGUCCAGUCCCUAACCGAGUCCAUGGACUCGGACCGCGAAUCUGUCAGCAGCAACUCCAACGUCAACACCGGAAAAGCCGGCAAGGACAAGGACAAGCAGCACAAGGACAAAGACAAGAACCGAGCUGACUCCGUGGCCAACAAGUUGGGUAGCUUCAGCAAAACCCUGGGAAUCAAACUAAAGAAGAAUAUGGGAGGCCUGGGUGGCCUUGUGCACGGCAAAAUGAGCAAAUCCAACUCGGGUUCAGGUCGCACCGGGGAGAACGGAGGGGAGAAGGUGAAAAAGAAGGAGUCUAAGGUCGCCAAGGGAGGCAAGGAGGAGUCGGGCCAGUCAGUCAGCUCGACGUCUUCUGAGAAGGCCACUAGCCCAUCUCCUAUAGAUGGAGACAAACCCUCCGGCUCCUCCCCCACCACGGGGAAAGCCUCCGGAGACAAGACCUUGGACAACUGGAAAUACAGCACGGACGUUAAGCUAAGCCUCAACAUCCUGCGUGCCGCCAUGCAGGGGGAACGCAAGUUCAUUUUUGCAGGCCUCCUCCUCACCAGCAACCGACACCAGUUCCACGAGGAGAUGAUCAGCUACUACCUGACUAGUGCCCAGGAGCGCUUCAACCAGGAGCAAGAGCAGAGAAGGAAGGAGUGGGAGAGGAAGCCCCCCGCUGCCAACGGGACAGCUGCCGUGAAGCCUGAGCAUGAGAGUGUCUUCCAGGGAGAGAGGUCGGACUGCUCUCCUCCAGAGAGCUGCUCGCCGGUCCUGCUCCACCAGACCCGCAGCCACAGCCCACAAGCCCCGGCGGGCCUCAAGACACAGGGCCGGAGCAGUCCCACUCCCGCGGCCCCCCGUGUCCCUGUCUCCGACCCACCUCUCACCCCGCCCCCAGUUUCCAACCAUUCCCCCCACCCAGCUCCCGCCCCCCCUUACUCCUCCCUCAGUUUUGGUGCUAAAAGACCCACCCCUGUGUCCGCCCACUACAGCCAUACACCACCCAUCCAGAAGCACAGUGUGGUCCACUUACAAAAUGUCAACGUUCAGUCCUCUGGCUUCCAAGAUGACCCCUACAAGCCAACGGUGGGCACCCUAAAGACAUGCGCCACUUAUCCCCAGCAGAAUCGCACGCUGUCAUCGCAGAGUUACAGCCCCGCGCGGCUGUCGGGGGGGGUCCGCACCGUAAACGCCGUGGAGAGCCUGUCCUACAACAUGGCCAGCGAGCGUAAGUCUCACACCUACACCAACGGCUUCGAUGCGGGAGACAUUCGCGACCGCCCGGAGUUUGCCGACGAGGACCCCCCAGCUCACAGCCGGCUCAGCCAAGAAAAAACCAAAGGGCGGAGUUACGGGGCGCCCGUAUACUCCUUCCAGCAGCGCCGCUGCACGAGGGAGAACUGCUCCUUCUACGGCAGGCCGGAGACGGACAACUACUGCUCCUACUGUUACAGAGAGGAGCUCAAACGCAGGGAGAGAGAGAACAAGGUGCACAGGCCCGAGUAGCCACCACUGUCCUCUCCACCA